Molecule: messenger RNA, 786 nt
Organism: Trichomonas vaginalis G3
Lineage: Eukaryota; Parabasalia; Trichomonadida; Trichomonadidae
Product: ribonuclease inhibitor domain-containing protein
Exons: 1
Coding region: 1-786 (261 amino acids)
Source: RefSeq, a predicted model, not a curated record
AUGGCUUUCCAUAAUUGUUACAAUUUAGUGGAAGUUGCGUUUCAAAACGAUACUAGUAACCUCACAAAUAUAGAAAGCCACGCGUUUAGCCACACAGGACUUAGAGUUUUUAACUUUGGACCAAAUGUAUCAAAAGUCAACGCAAAAGCUUUCUUGUUCUGCUCUUCUUUAACGUAUAUAAAUGUUUCAAAGUCUAAUCCGAACUUUACAUCAGUCAAUGGAGUCAUUUACAACAAACAAAUGACUAAAUUAAUAAUUUACCCUCCAGGAAAUAAAUCGGUGUCAUAUACUGUUAACAAGACUGUUGUAACAAUCAAGAAAUACGCAUUCUCAUCAUGCGAAUACAUAACUUUGGUAAAUUUACCUCCAAGAUUACGAAAAAUUUGUAAAUUCGCAUUUUCCAAUUCUGCAAUACAUAACAUAACAACUCCUGAUACUUUGACAAUGAUUCAAAAAGGAGCUUUUAUGCAUUGCAAAAAUUUAACAAUUGCAAACAUAAAUGGAACAUAUACACAGCUUUCUGAACAGUGCUUCAAGUAUGAUGAGAAUCUUACUGUUGUUUAUCUCCCUCAAUCGUUUGAAUCUUCUCCUUUAUCUUCAUUUGCAAAUUGCUCUUCAAUACAAUGCGUAACUUAUUCAAAGAACAUGAAGGAGAGAGUUUUUAUGGCUGGAAUUCCAUGGGUAGCUUUAUCUGAUACAAAUUGUUCGAAAUAUUUACCAGCGAUAGAGAGAAGACAUCAAGAAUAUCAAAAAUGGAUACAAAACAUCUUUAGAUAUAGGUAUUAA